This is a messenger RNA of Amoebophrya sp. A120, 620 nucleotides long. The record is from the annotation of a GenBank genome assembly. NCBI's taxonomy places the organism in Eukaryota, Dinophyceae, Syndiniales, Amoebophryaceae.
CUACCGUUCCUGGUUUCGACUGGUGUUCGGAAUUUUGGUCCUCGAGUCUUUCCUGGAAACGCCAUCCUGGUGCAUGAGCCGGCAGGCCGAGACGAAGGCGGCUCUGAUCCGGGAAGACUUUUUCACCGGGCCGUUCCUGAACGAAGAGCGAAUCUGCUCUGAGAACGCGUAUUUCCUGAAAAUUAACCAUCCGCAUCCAAUUUGUCAUGCAAAAUAUGUAGCAAAAGGAAAAGCAAAGCCACAGUCUGUGACUGUGUUUGUCAUGCAAAAAGUGGAUGGUAAUGGUUAAUUUUCAGGGAAUAGCGCGGCCACGCCAAACACCAACUACCUGUUGUCGGGCGUGGUCUUGGUGAACCCGAUCUGGAGUAGUUUGUACGAGAUCUUUAUCCACAGAAAAAAACCCAUCCACAUCCAAUUUGUCAUGCAAAACAUACAUAAAAUUCUGUGUUUGUCAUGCAAAAAAUGGUUGUGGAAGUGGAUGGGUUUUUUUUCUCUGGAUAAUCUUUGUCGUCCUGUUCAUCCUGCGAAAGGCCUUUUGGCGCUGCAAGUACCUCAGUUUCUUCUUCGACAUUGAAGUUGAAAACGAGGAGAAACCCACAGCGUUUCUGCUCACAACUGGG